AUGAGUGAGAAAGAUGAGGUGCAGUGUAGCAAGCUCCAGAAGUUGAUUUCUGAUGGUAUGACUGCUGUUUGUGCAGAAAAUAAUGAUGGAAGCUUACAAACAUCACAGCUUCAACCUUCGACAGCAACGGUUGAUAUUACUGAUGAUUUUUUUAUAGAAUGUAAAAAACUAAAUAAUGGAGAACUGGUAAUGGCCGAUGAUUUUCAACUCUCAGAGGCAAUGAGUGCAAUAGAACUUAUGGAUCCGAAGAUGGAUAUUGGAAUGAAACCUUUUGAUCCAUCGAUAGCUUUUGAGAGUUUAGUUGCUACUGGUCGCCUGAAUAUCACCAAUAUGGAUGAGCGGGAAAUGAUAGCGACAAUGGAUGCUAUGUUAGCUUCACUGAUUUCGUGGCUUGACGGCAAUUCCAUUGCACAAACGUUGCUGACAUGUGUUUUCUUAAAUCACAUGGAUUCGGUAACCGAUUCUGUGUUAUCAGCUUUUUCAUAUGGUGUCUUGGAGCUUACAACAGUUUUUCGUCAUAUUAUACAGAUGGCUUCUGUUUAUGAAGAAGAAGAUUUUAAUGGGUAUGCAGUACAACUUGAUCUGUUGCCGAUACCUAAAUUGACGAGCUCAUUGAAAGCGGCUGAAAUUGAUUUGCAAAGAAGAAUAAAACAAAAACCAGCCAAUCAGGAAUUAUUGGAUGCAGUGUUAUAUCGUAUACAGUUCAUUCGCCUUAUACUUCUUUCACUCAGCUUACUGGUUCAGUCUCCCACGAAUUCCUAUACCCGAUCAAAUUCCCACAAUUAUUUCAGGCCCAAUCUGGAGGAAUGUGCUCUACAUUUGAACAUUGUUUGUUUAUUAUUGGACAAGAUGGAAUCAACUAUGUCUUUGGGAUUACAAUCACCGGAAAAAGAUGAUGAAGAUUAUGCGUGGUUACCAGCAUUCGAACCUGAUAUAAACAGAAGGCAGUUACCGCCAACAUUCCCACGCAACACAAAGAUGAUAAAUCGAACUGAAACUAUGCGAUAUUUGAAAAAAAUUUGUUCCAAAAUUUCAUCUCUCACCACCGAGUUGCCAGCAAAAGUUUCUAAUAUUGAAGAUAUCACUGAUUAUUUACGGACUUUUAGCUUAGCAGACAGUUGUGUUUUAUCUCGUUCGCUGCUACAAAUGGUUCUAUUUCCUAGUGAUGACAAUAUUUUGGGACGUGUGCAACUUUCUACUGUUAUCGUUGAUUCAAUUCGCAUGUUUGCUGCACCACCAGUUCUUGAUUCAAUGAACCAAGCAUUUAGCGUAGAACAAUGUCACGAAUGCUGGGAAGAAUUUGUGAACGAUUCCGUGAGAGUUUUUCUUGGUGUAAUCCAAAUGUUUGGAUUGAAUCCAGCUAGACAACGCGAAAAAAUAGUUUGUUGUAUAGAGGAUUUUUCGACAUUGCAAGCUGAGGCUGAACGUGCGGAGAAUGCAUUUGAUUUGUACUGCGUCGGCCAAGAAUCAACGAUAAAUCUUUCGUUGACGUCUUUCGUAAUGUUGCAUACAUUAUCUCUUAUAAAAUAUCAUUUCUAUCUAUCGUUUUACCUCGAUCUCUUCUCCUCAUUUGAGUACUCGUAUGUUUAUUGGUAUUUAAGUGAAAUUAUAUUUAAGUGGUUAGUGAAUACAUUAGAUCGCUCUAUAACGCUCGUAGCUGCUGGCGAAAAAAGAAUGGCAAAAGUGCGGAAGAAAAGUGAUCGCAAAAAACUGUCGAAAUGUAAAAAAGAAAUUGAAAUGAAGAAGAAAGCUGCAGAAAAGCAGCGAUUCUUAUUGUUUUAUCGAGCACAAGCUAAAGUAGCGGAAGCAUUUUUUAUGGCAGCAGUUGCCUUGAUAGCAGCGGGUAAGAUUCGAAUGCCUUUAUCGGAUACGGAACAAUCUCGUUUCGAGCAUCGCAUGUCACCGUUUUCGUCCCUCAACUCUGUUACUUUUCGCAUUGCUCUUUUUGUCGAAUAUGCUCAGUAUAUUCACAUCUCAAGGAUAGAAUCGUUGCGAGCGCUUGGUGGAGCUAAAUGCUUCUCAAUUGCAGCAGAUGCGUUUGACUGGGCCCGAGGUGAGUUGGAAAGUUUAAGUGGUAAUGAUGAAAUCGCUCAGGAAGCUGCUGCUAUUGCCCGAAUAUGUAAAAAUAAUGCUGUUGUUUCGCGAAUAUUCUCUUCAGGCAGCAAAAAUGAGUCUCAGAUCGAUUUUAUAUUCAAUGGAGACUCAUCGUACAUGUAUCCUUUGCUCAAAAUUACUUGA
Cercopithifilaria johnstoni is the source of this 2238-nucleotide messenger RNA. NCBI's taxonomy places the organism in Eukaryota, Metazoa, Nematoda, Chromadorea, Rhabditida, Onchocercidae. The record is from the annotation of a GenBank genome assembly.